AUGACGCCACAACACCUGUUCACGCUGCCGGUGGAGCUUGUCCUUGAGAUGGCUCAAUAUCUCUCAUCGCCGAGUCUGUCGGCUUUGGUUCGCACAUGUCACCGUGCGUACGACCUCCUCAACCCAGUCCUCUAUUCCGUGCCUGUCAAACGGCUCUCCAGCGUCCUUGCAUGGGCGAAUUGCGUGGAGAAGGAACGGACUAUGCAUCAUCUUUUAGACCACAACGUAAUCAACGUCUUGGAGGUUAAACACCUCGCCCUUCGGCCCGCUUGCUCGGCUGGCUCCGUUGAGAUCGUCACACGGCUUUUGAACAGUGCUCCAGAUUCGCCAUGUGAUUGUGGCCCAAUCCUUUCGUGCGUCGCGGGAGUCAAUCGGAAGCAGAUCAUUAUGAUGCUUCUCUCUGCCGGCGCGGACUUGGCUAGAUACGACUUUGGCGAGGUGGGCGAGCUCCUCGGUGGUUGGGCCCCGGAGGACCUGGAGGCCCCUCGAGCUCUCAUCAGACUUGGCCUCGAUAUCCAUCUGGUUGACUCCAACGGUGAUAACCUGCUGCACCGAGCCGUCAAGCAAAACCUACCGAUCGCGGACAUUGCUUUCCUCCUGGACGAGGGACUGGACAUCAACCACCGCAAUGGCCAAGGCCGUACUCCGCUUGCCGCCGCGAUCGCGUUCGAGGACAGCGUUCUGACCGAGAAGCCGGAUAUAGUGGAGUUGCUGCUACAGCGAGGAGCAAAGACCGACCUUCCAGACAACCGGUCCUGGUAUCCUCUGCAUCAAGCGGCUUUCGACGCGAAAACAUGGGCUGUACGACUGUUGGCGCGAUAUGGCGCCGACCUUGAGGCUCGGACUUCUCACGGCGAAACACCACUUUAUAUGGCCUGUAGCGUCUACUCGCAAUGUGAGAAGGUCAUCAAAGCACUGCUGGACGCUGGGGCAUCUCCGGCCGCUCAUGUAACAGGACGCCGGGGAGAAAAACGGACGCCGAUGCACCUAGCCUUAGCGAAGCGAGAUCCAAUCCGCCGCGGCAUCCGCGUACGGUACCUGUUUGAUGCCUGGAUGGCCAUGUCUCCGGCAUUGCCGUCCGCGGAUGCUUUCCUUGUCGCCGCGGCGGCAUUGGGAGAGGUGGCCGUUUUGCAGAAACUGAUAGACUCCAAGACGGUAAACAUCGAGGGAGCGGACGGGGUAACAACGGUUCUAAUGGCUGCUGCGGGCGCCGGUCAAGAUGAGGUUAUUGAGCUUCUCCUCCCGCUUGGAGCAAACGUAGAUGCGGUCGACGAACUGGAUUGCACGGCUUUACAAUACGCCGUAUGCUCCGGGACCGAGACCACUGUGCAACUUCUCCUCCCACGAUCGUUGAGGGCGUGGGCUUCUUGCAGGUCUCCUGCAAUGCUCAUCACCUGCGCAAUAGUGUACCAGCAAUCGCCCGAAGUCCUUCGCAGCCUGCUCGAAUGGAGACGGCAUCGGCAUCCACAACAUGAGAUCGAUUGGACACAAGUGCUCAGUUACCUCGCCCACGAUGCCAACAUCGUGGACAAGGCCCGCAUUAUGUUCGAAUACAUGAAGCCUGCUGAUUUACAACCCUCAGCACACAUUGUGCCGCUCAUGUUCUUCAUUUACAAGGGGUGCAUUGACAUUGCGCUGGAAAUCAUCCAGCAAGGGAUUGGGCUGGAGGGUCGGGUCGGGGACUGGACACCGUUAAGGAUGGCCGCUUCGAAAGGUGAAUUGGCCGUCGUCCAAGCGCUUGUUAACGCGGGAGUCGAUUUGGAGGUUCGAUCAGACAAGGACGCGGGGACAGCGCUAUCUCUGGCCGUUGUCAACAACCACAGUGAAGUCGUCCAGUUUCUGCUGGCAGCUGGGGCAAACAUGGAUGUACCUGCAGGUGACCCGGCCGGGAGGUCGGUUUUCCAACACGCCGUGUUUCAUGGAUACCUGGACAUCGUGCGCUCGCUGCUUGCUGCUCACGUGGAUGUCAAUAUCUGCGGCGGAGAUAAUAACUAUACGGCGUUAACCUGGGCCGUUCUAGGUGGCAAGCUUGAGGCGGUACGUCUGCUUCUAGGCUAUCGCGCCAAGGAACAGCUGGAGCUCAGUGGCAAGGAUGCUUUAUACUGGGCCAUGCAUGACGGAUGUGAACGUAUCGCUGCCCUCCUGGUAGAUGCAGGAGCUCCGGUUGACGAGAUCGAUCGCUAUGGCCGUACCAUUCUUUCACAGGCCGCCAGUCGGGGACAAACGGCCAUCGUGAGAAUGCUCCUCGACGAAGGGGUCAGGGUCAGUUUGCCGGAUCGCCAUGGACGUACUCCAUUCCUCAUGGCAGCCUGUCGCGGACACUGUCAGAUUGCUCGACUGCUGGUAGAAAAAGGAGCGGACAUCCAUCAGAAGGAUUACUUUGGUCGCUCGGCGCUGUCACUCGCUGCAGAUCAAGGACACAUUGAGAUGGUGAGAUGGCUCAUAGAGCAAGGGGCAGAUAUAAAUGAGAGCGAUCGGAUCGGUCGAACGCCGUUGUCCUGGGCAAUGCAAAUGGACUCAAGCGAGGCGGCUGAAGUACUGGUGUUGGCUGGUUGCGAUGUGCUCAAACCGGACCAUUAUGGACGAACGCCAUUGCAAUGGGCUUCCAGUGACCGAUGCAUCGCGAAGCUCUACUGUUCUUUUCCAGUAUAUAGACCAGGGCUGCGAUAUCGUCUCCAGUCAUGA
This is a messenger RNA of Aspergillus fischeri NRRL 181, 2685 nucleotides long. RefSeq names its product Ankyrin repeat protein. Lineage: Eukaryota; Fungi; Ascomycota; Eurotiomycetes; Eurotiales; Aspergillaceae. The transcript has a single exon. Gene Ontology annotation, molecular function: protein binding. Bases 1 to 2685 code for a protein of 894 amino acids. The record is from RefSeq and is a predicted model, not a curated record.